Pongo pygmaeus (Bornean orangutan) is the source of this 8163-nucleotide messenger RNA. It is a transcript of the gene RUFY3, whose product is annotated as RUN and FYVE domain containing 3. Bases 4367 to 6229 code for a protein of 620 amino acids. Gene Ontology annotation, biological process: regulation of axonogenesis. Lineage: Eukaryota; Metazoa; Chordata; Mammalia; Primates; Hominidae. Gene Ontology annotation, molecular function: metal ion binding. The record is from RefSeq and is a predicted model, not a curated record. The transcript is spliced from 18 exons. Gene Ontology annotation, cellular component: axon; neuronal cell body; dendrite.
UGUAAAGCACCUAACAGAAAAUAGAAAUUUAAUAAAUGAUAGCUAUUUUAAGUAAUUUUUCCACAAUAUAUAACAGAGACAUUGAGCCUGUCAAGUUAAUCUUUGUCUUAUAGUAACAGCCGAGUACAAAUAUCCUUUAAGAGGAAUGUAACUUUUGACUUUGAAGUGUGAAUCUUAUUUGCUUUGAAUCCAUCAUAAUGUGGAAAAUACAGACUGUUUAAGCAGCUAGAACGUAGCAUUUUUUGGAUCUUCAUUUUGGAUUUGAACUUCACACAGGCCUAUUCUUUUAGGGCCACAGACUGAACUCCCACCCGCCUCACAACCAUCUUACAAAUAGGUGCCAUUACUCACAAAUGGGAUCAAAUGAGAAAAUAAUUCAAUACAGCUCAUACAGCAAUUACUUUGUAUAUGAGAAAAAAAAUCAAGGUUUGAAUAUCUUACUGAUGGCUUAACUUUAUCUUCAUAUUCAAAGCUAAGAUGUUUACUUAGUAAAGACCCAAAUGUAAAAGCAGUACUAAGCAAUAUCUAAAAUCUUUUUUUUUUUUUCUUUGAGACGGAGUUUCGCAGGCUGGAGUGCAGUGGUGCAAUCUCAGCUCACCGCAACCCCCACCUCCCAGGUUCAAGCGAUUCUCCUGCCUCAGGCUCCAGAGUAGCAGAUGACAGGCAUGCGCCACCAAGCCCAGCUAAUUUUGUAUUUUUAGUAAAGAUGGGGUUUCUCCAUGUUGGUCAGGCUGGUCUUGAACUCCCGACUUCAGGUGACCCGCCUGCCUCAGCCUCCCAAAGUGCUGGGAUGACAGGCGUGAGCCACCGUGUCCGGCCAUAGAAUUGUUUUUGUAAGUUUCUACAAAUAGCACUGUUUUCAUAGUAACUUCUUUGCCUAUGAACAUUGGAUAACUGUUCGUGCUGAAGACUCAAUGGUGUCUACCUAAAGAACAGCGUAGAAGUACAGUGUUUCUUGCCCACCCCCGGGUCUUAUUUCUGAAAUGGCUGCUAACACCUCAAACUGGUAGAUCUGGGAAAUUCAAGGAUACCAGUACAGGCAUGUUUUUCUUUCCUUGCCAAAAACUUUAGUUGUUUUGGGCUUGCCUCUCUGUGUCCUCUACCUGGAGAGAGGCCGGGUGGGAUGGAUCUUCCGAAGGAAUGUUAAUCAAGUUUCUUGCCUACUAACCUUGAUGUUCCUGUUGUGUUGGUAUGUUGCAAUCAAUCUAGAUCUGUUCAAGUUAGUAAAUGCUUACUGGGGUGAAGAGAUUGUUGUGGUUUGUGACAAGGCCGAAUUCAGGUUUUGGACCCCAGGCAAUCACAUGGCAUUCGGAUUUAUUCAUGUGUUCUUUGUUCUAUUUUAAGAACAUAUCAGUGAUCUAGAGUUUUGAUAUCACACAUACAGAUAGCUAGGGCUGUUUGGAGUUGUGGUUCCAGGAAUGUCCCAUGUAAUUUGAAGGGUUUAAUGACUACUUACUAUGUUUUGAAGUAUUGCAUGAUAUAAAGUGAAUCUAUAAACGGUCCCCUUUAUUAAUAUAUAAUAUGGGAAUAUUUUUGGCUAGAAAGGAAUUGAACUGAAUUAAAUGAGAAUGUGUUAAAUGAAGGCUUGUGUUCAGUAUUUAGAUAUGAAAACUCUUGUUUCCUGGAAAAGGUGUUUCUGUCUUACUGCUGCGUACCUAGUGCCUGGAUCACUACCUGGCAUGUGGAGCACCUCUUAGUGAAUAUCUGUUGAAUGAAUGAAUGAAUGAAUGGCUCUGAGUCUAGCUGUAGGGUAAUGAUGAGAGAGAAUGAGAUAGAAAUAAAACCAGGAGUAUUUUGCUUUCCUUAGUAACUUACUGAUUUUCCGCAAUUAUAAAUAAGCAUAUAUAUAUGCCUUCUUACAUUGUACCAGUAUACCCUCCUUCUUUAUUUUGAGACAGCGUAGAGUGCAGUGGUAUGAUCUCGGCUCACUGCAGCCUCUGCCUCCUGGCCUCACGUGAUUCUCCCACCUCAGUCUCCCAAGUAGCUAGGACCACAUGUGCGCGCCACCAUACCUUGCUAAUUUUUGUUUUUGUAGAGAUGGAGUUUUGCCAUGUUGCCCAGGCUGGUUUCAAACUCCUGAGCUCAAGCCAUUCACCUGCCUCAGCCUCCCAAAGUGCUAGGAUUACAGGCACAUGCCACCACAUCUGACUAAUUUUUGUAUUUUUAGUAGAGAUGAGGUUUCACCAUGUUGGCCAGGCUGGUCUCGAACUCCUGACCUCAGGUGAUCUGCCCGCCUUGGCCUCCCAAAGUGCUGGUAUUAUAGGCAUGAGCCACCGCGCCCAGCCAUCCUCCGCCUCUUCGUAACAAUAUGAAAAUGCCAGUUUCUCUACAGAAUUUGAUUAUUAGCAUUUUUUUUCUUUCAGUUCAGUCUCAAAUUAUGAUGAAGCAUUUGAGAUUUUAAAAAUAUUCAAGGAGAAUUUUUUUAGUUUUCAGAAAUUAGGUAAAUCAAGAUGUCCCUCUGAUAACAAUCCCUAGAAAGGAAUAGUCUCAGGUCAUAUUUCUUGAAUUUGUAUGUUCCUCCUUAAAAUUGGAACCCUUCAAUACAAAAACAAACAAACAAACACUUUCUUUCAAUUGUCCAAAACAUUUUCAGAGAAAAUUCUUAUUCUUCUCUUUGUAAUUUAUGUAGUUCAUAAAGCAAGUACCUGACCUUUUGCUACCAAGGUAUAAAUGCCUCAUUGGAUAAUAUAGGGCCGUGUGUGUGUGUGGGUGUGUGUGUAUUAAGAAAAUAUAAUUGUCUUCAGUAUGUUAUUGAAUGGGAGGAUUUUAAAAAUAUAACAUGGUUUAAUCUUCUGCUUAGAAACGUAUUUCAUGCUUAAGGCUGGGCGCGGUGGCUCACGCCUGUAAUCCCAGCACUUUGGGAGGCUGAGGUGGGAGGAUCAUGAGGUCAGAAGUUCAAGAGCAGCCUGGCCAAGAUGGUGAAACCCCGUCUCUUCUAAAAAUACAAAAAUUAGCUGGGCGUUAUGGUGGGUGCCUGUAAUCCCAGCUACUCGGGAGGCUGAGGCAGAGAAUUGCUUGAACCCGGGAGCUGAGAUCACGCCACUGCACUCCAGCCUGGGCUACAGAGCAAGACUCUGUCUCAAAAAAAAAAAAAAGAAAAAAGAAAAAAAAAGAAACAUAUUUUAUGCUUAAUACAGAAACUUGGUAAAUACAACAAAAUCAAAAAGGGGGGAAAUUACCAUUAAUUGGGAAAGAUUUUACUUUUUUAACUUCAAGGUUUUUUUUGCAUUUCUGCCUAACCUGAAAGGUCAGGUCUUUGUACCUUGGAGAAGGAAAUUAUAAAUGCCCAAGAAUAAGAUAUUUAAAUUGAAAAUCUGCUUUAGCUUUUCUUUUUAUCUUUUUUUUUUUUUCCUUCUGAGAGCCUAAAUUUUUUAUGCUUUAGCUUUUCUUAAAACAUAACAUUUAGUAUAGUAAAGAAUUUUAAUAGCUAUGUAGAUAAAAAUGAAAGAGGUGAAUUAUAUGCUUGUUAAAUUAAUCUAACUGCCUCUUUUACCAUCCUUACUAUAGAUUAUUAUCCGGUAUUAAUUGUCAUCCUUUUAUUCAGUCCUUGAUCCCAAAGUAAGAAGAAUUGAUGAGGAUAUGUGCAUUGUGUUAUGUCUGAUCACAGUUUGACUAGCACAGUCUGGAAGUGGGUUGUACAGGAUGAGAGAGAGAAGCCUAAUUGCUCUCCCAGCAUCAGCAGCAUCUAUAAAGCAUCCUGGGAAUUGCUUGCCCUACGUUCAGAGCAGCUGGUCACAUGAGCCUGAAUUUUCAGUUCAGUUCAUUAGUCAGCCAUUUUGGUCAACACCCUGCUUACUGCGCACGGCCAAUCCUAUGAGAACUCAGCAUCCCAGCUCAUCUGAGCAGAUCCUGGAAGUGAUUUCUGCAGCUCAGGAUUUUUUUUUUAAGCUACAUUGAAAAUAUAGGUUUAUUUUUUGUUCAGGUUUUUCUUUUAUAUUUUUUUUCUGCACAAAGGAGGAGGAUUUUUCACUUAUUCGUAUCGAGGCCAGAUUUUUAAAGCCAGCUAAGGCAGCAUCGGCUGUGCAGGAUUUAAAGCCUAUAGCUCAGCUGAAAAAAAAGGUGGGGGGCAGGGAAGGGAAGAUAAAAGGAGAGGAAGCUGGGAGAAGGCAAGCAUCAUCUUAUUUUGCUAUGUGGUAGGAACUGUCUAUAAGAUAGUGUAGAAUUGUUUAUCUUGAGCAGUUUGUUCUUAACCUAUAAGGUAUUUUUCCUUUUUUUUUAAACCUCCCCCACCCUUUUCCUGAAAGCUUUGUUUCAGAGCUUUGUAUUGGGUUUUUUUGGUGAGGAGGUUGUAUUUAUUUUUGUGGUGUGUGUGUGUGUGUGUGUGUGUGUGUCUCUGUGUGUGUGUUGUGGUCCCAGCUGAGUCAUCAUGUCUGCUCUGACGCCUCCGACCGAUAUGCCAACCCCCACCACUGACAAGAUCACACAGGCUGCCAUGGAGACCAUCUACCUUUGCAAAUUCCGAGUGUCCAUGGAUGGAGAAUGGCUCUGCCUGCGAGAGCUGGAUGACAUCUCACUUACACCUGACCCAGAGCCUACCCAUGAAGAUCCUAAUUAUCUCAUGGCUAAUGAACGCAUGAACCUCAUGAACAUGGCCAAGCUGAGUAUCAAGGGCUUGAUUGAAUCAGCUCUGAACCUGGGGAGGACUCUUGACUCUGACUAUGCACCUCUCCAGCAAUUCUUUGUGGUGAUGGAGCACUGUCUGAAACAUGGCUUGAAAGCUAAAAAAACUUUUCUUGGACAAAAUAAAUCCUUCUGGGGGCCUCUAGAACUGGUAGAAAAGCUUGUUCCAGAAGCCGCAGAGAUAACAGCAAGUGUUAAAGAUCUUCCAGGACUUAAGACACCAGUAGGUAGAGGAAGAGCCUGGCUUCGUUUGGCAUUAAUGCAAAAGAAACUUUCAGAAUAUAUGAAAGCUUUGAUCAAUAAGAAAGAACUUCUCAGUGAAUUCUACGAACCCAAUGCCCUCAUGAUGGAAGAAGAAGGAGCCAUAAUUGCUGGUCUGUUGGUGGGUCUGAAUGUCAUUGAUGCCAAUUUCUGUAUGAAAGGAGAAGACUUGGACUCUCAGGUUGGAGUUAUAGAUUUUUCAAUGUAUCUCAAGGACGGGAACAGCAGUAAAGGUACUGAAGGAGACGGCCAGAUUACUGCAAUUCUGGACCAGAAGAACUAUGUAGAAGAACUGAACAGACAUUUGAAUGCUACUGUAAACAACCUUCAGGCAAAAGUAGAUGCAUUAGAAAAAUCCAACACUAAACUGACAGAGGAGCUUGCAGUUGCAAACAACAGGAUCAUUACCUUACAAGAAGAAAUGGAACGAGUUAAAGAGGAAAGUUCAUACAUACUGGAAUCCAAUCGGAAGGGUCCCAAGCAAGACAGAACUGCAGAAGGGCAAGCACUAAGUGAAGCAAGAAAGCAUUUAAAAGAAGAGACACAAUUACGAUUGGAUGUUGAGAAAGAACUGGAGAUGCAGAUCAGCAUGAGGCAGGAGAUGGAAUUGGCUAUGAAGAUGCUGGAGAAGGAUGUCUGUGAGAAGCAGGAUGCCCUGGUAUCUCUUCGGCAGCAGCUGGAUGACCUCAGAGCUCUCAAGCAUGAACUUGCCUUUAAGCUGCAGAGUUCAGACUUAGGAGUAAAACAGAAAAGUGAACUAAACAGUCGCUUGGAAGAGAAGACUAAUCAGAUGGCUGCUACCAUUAAACAACUUGAACAAAGAUUGCGCCAGGCUGAGCGAAGCCGCCAGUCUGCUGAGUUGGACAACCGGCUCUUCAAACAGGACUUUGGAGACAAGAUCAACAGUCUGCAGCUGGAAGUCGAGGAGCUCACCAGGCAGCGGAACCAGCUUGAGUUAGAACUAAAACAGGAAAAAGAAAGAAGAUUACAAAACGACAGGAGCAUCCCAGGAAGGGGUUCCCAGAAGUCAGAAUCCAAGAUGGAUGGGAAGCACAAAAUGCAAGAGGAAAAGGUUAAACUAAAAAAGCCCCUGGAAGAAAGCCACAGGCUGCAACCCCACCCUAUGGAUGAACAGGAUCAGCUGCUGCUCUCUGAAAAGCCACAGGUGUGUCAGCUAUGCCAGGAAGAUGGCAGCCUAACAAAGAAUGUGUGUAAGAACUGCAGAGGAACCUUCUGUGAUGCCUGUUCAACAAAUGAACUGCCUCUUCCUUCAAGUAUCAAGCUUGAGCGAGUUUGCAAUCCCUGUCACAAGCAUCUGAUGAAGCAAUAUUUUACCAGCCCAUCAUAAGACUGGAGGCCAAGACCUAGACCAAAACGUUUACGCAGGCUCCUCUGUACCUGUGUUUUAGCUGUCAGGAUCUCAUAGAGCCCAGUUCUUAGAGUCAACUAAAGAGUUGAUAGGAAUUUACUAGGUCCAGGGAGAAAAGGCAGUGGUUGGGGUUACUGGAUAUUUUGCUCAUUUUCCCUAAUGACUGUAUGAAUAAAAGUGAACUUACUUGAGGCUUUCUCUUCUAAAUCUAAACAAGCUGAUAUUGAAGGUUUGCUUUAUCUUUGGAAGGGCAACUCAUUUUUAUGAUUAGUGAUACUGGGGUGGAUGUAAUAGGAGAGAGAAUCCAGGCAGAUAAGAAUAAAAAGGAAAAUGAUCAUCUCCUUCUAUUACAUUUGCAGAUUCAAGGGGGAGAGAUAGAUGCUGAGAUCAAAAUGACAGUUGUUACUUAUUUUUCCAGGUGCUGUUAGCAUAAACAUUGUUUCCUCUUCACCCCUGCUAACUACCUCUUUAAAGUAUUUCUACCAAACUGUGAACCCAAUCUCAGGGAAAAUAAAUUAAAAAGUAAUAUAAAUUCUGAAUAUAUUGAAAACAAUAUUGUAAUAUGUUAUAAUUUCAGGACCAGAAUUUUCUGGUCUUUACCUACAAGGGUUCUCAUUAUCAAAAAAAAGAACAUUUGUUUUUUUACUUUAUGACUUCAAAGUAAAUAACUGCCCUUUUCAGAAUCUCCUUCCACAAAACAAGCCAACUCUUCCCCAUUCCCUCCAUCUUCCUCUCCAAGUCAUAAUGGAAAUUGUAAGGAGUUUUAAAAAUAGGGUUUGGCUUUUGCAAAUAGAAGAUAUUGAUUAAAGCAAAGUCAAAUAUAGAGUAACAUAAGUUUAAUUUGUUUUCUUGAGACAGGGUCUUCCUCUGUUGCGCAAGCUGGAGUGCAGUAGUGCAAUCACAGCUCACUGAAUCCCCCAGGCCUCAAGCAAUCCUCCCACCUUAGCCUCCCAAGUAGCUGGGACUGGCUUUUUUUUUUUUUUUUGGCGGGGGAGGGGGUCUCAUUGGUCGCUCAGCCUGGUCUCAAACUCCUGGACUUAAGCAGUCCUCCCACCUUGACUUCCACAGUGCUGAGAUUACAGGCAUGAGCCACCACACCUGGCCAAGUUUAAUUUGUUCAUGGCUGAGAACAGUUAGCUCGGGAUACUUACUUAAGAUGUUUUUUGAAUGAGGAAUUCCUUAUUCUGAGUCACGAAUGAGAGCUGAUAGAUGCUUUCUUGAAAAGGGCAAUAUAGUCAUCCCUUGGUAUCCAUGGGGGAUUGGUUCCAGGAACCCAACUGGAUAUCAGAAUCCAUGGGUGCUCAAGUCCCAUUAUAUAGAAUGGGUUAUAUGGUAUUUGCAUAUAACCUACAUACAUCCUCCUGUGUACUUUAAAUCAUCUGAAGAUUACUUACACCUAAUAAAAUACCUACACAUCACUUCAUUUGCAUGGAUUCAACAUAGUGCUUGGUGUUCGGCAAAUUCAAGUUUUGCUUUUUUGGAACUUCGUGGAAUUUUUCUUUUUCUGAAUAUUUUUGAUUGGCAGUUGGUUGAAGCCAUGGAUGCAGAACCCAUGGAUAUGGAGGGCUGACUGUACUUACAUAUCUUUGAGUAACAAACUCUUUGGGGGAAAAGAGGGAAGUGUAUUGAGCAAGAGAAGGCAAGAAACAUCAUUAUAUACUAUUUUGAUUCUGUUACGUGUGUCUGUCUAUAGAUUGUUUCAUUCUAAUCAAGACCUAAGAAGGUAUGAUUCUGUGACUGGUUUAGAAUUCUGGGGUGGAAAUAUCCUAGAACCAUGUUUUUUAAUAAAUUCUGUCUCUUGGAAAGAGUUAACAGCCUGGGAAAGAGUUGUUAUUCCAAAAGUCAGCCUGUUACUUGGUGAAGUUGAAGUUUAAGAGUUCUGGGGAAAAAUAAAAUCUAAUAAUUCCAGCCUA